Messenger RNA from Cercocebus atys (sooty mangabey), 4080 nucleotides. RefSeq names its product polycystic kidney disease 2-like 2 (gene PKD2L2). The record is from RefSeq and is a predicted model, not a curated record. Gene Ontology annotation, molecular function: calcium ion binding; calcium channel activity. The coding region runs from base 35 to 1909 and encodes 624 amino acids. NCBI's taxonomy places the organism in Eukaryota, Metazoa, Chordata, Mammalia, Primates, Cercopithecidae. Gene Ontology annotation, biological process: detection of mechanical stimulus. The transcript has 14 exons. Gene Ontology annotation, cellular component: membrane.
GGCGAACGAACUGGCGGUGUAGUGCAAGUCCGCCAUGGCUGAGGCGUCACGGUGGCACCGAGGGGGGGCUUCGAAACAUAAGCUGCAUUACAGAAAGGAAGUAGAAAUUACCACCACACUUCAGGAAUUGUUACUCUACUUUAUUUUUUUAAUAAACCUAUGUAUAUUGACUUUUGGGAUGGUAAACCCACAUAUGUAUUACUUAAACAAGGUUAUGUCAUCUCUAUUUUUGGACACUUCUGUGCCUGGUGAAGAAAGAACCAACUUUAAGUCUAUUCGCAGCAUAACUGAUUUUUGGAAGUUUAUGGAAGGACCCCUUUUGGAAGGUCUGUACUGGGAUUCAUGGUACAAUAACCAGCAGCUGUAUAAUUUAAAGAACAGCAGUCGCAUCUACUAUGAGAAUAUACUUCUAGGAGUCCCCAGAGUUCGUCAACUAAAAGUCCGCAACAACACAUGCAAAGUCUAUUCAUCUUUUCAGUCUUUGAUGAGUGAAUGUUAUGGCAAAUAUACUUCUGCAAAUGAAGACCUCUCUAAUUUUGGCCUUCAAAUUAAUACUGAAUGGAGAUAUUCUACUUCUAAUACCAACUCCCCUUGGCACUGGGGAUUUCUUGGUGUUUACCGAAAUGGAGGAUAUAUUUUCACUUUAUCGAAAUCAAAAUCUGAAACCAAAAACAAGUUCAUUGACCUUCGACUGAACAGCUGGAUCACAAGAGGGACUAGAGUUAUUUUUAUUGAUUUUUCCUUAUAUAAUGCUAACGUAAAUCUAUUUUGUAUUAUCAGAUUGGUGGCAGAAUUCCCUGCAACUGGAGGAAUACUUACUUCAUGGCAGUUUUACUCUGUGAAGCUCCUCAGAUAUGUUAGCUACUAUGAUUAUUUUAUUGCUUCCUGUGAAAUCACAUUUUGUAUUUUUCUUUUUGUCUUCACAACACAAGAAGUCAAAAAAAUAAAAGAAUUUAAGUCUGCCUAUUUCAAAAGUAUUUGGAACUGGCUAGAAUUGCUACUUUUGCUGUUGUGUUUUGUGGCUGUUUCCUUCAACACAUACUGUAAUGUACAAAUUUUUCUCUUACUUGGAGAGCUAUUGGAAAGUACUGAACAAUAUUCAGAUUUCUAUUUUCUUGCAUGCUGGCACAUUUAUUACAAUAAUAUAAUUGCUAUUACCAUCUUUUUUGCAUGGAUAAAGAUAUUCAAAUUCAUAAGCUUUAACAAGACAAUGUCUCAGCUGUCAUCAACCUUGUCCCGUUGUAUUAAAGACAUAGUAGGAUUUGCCAUCAUGUUUUUUAUAAUAUUCUUUGCUUAUGCCCAGUUAGGAUUUCUUAUUUUUGGAUCACAAGUUGAUGACUUUUCCACUUUUCAGAAUUCCAUAUUUGCACAAUUUCGAAUUGUUCUUGGAGAUUUUAAUUUUGCUGGUAUUCAGCAAGCCAAUCCUAUCUUGGGACCCAUUUACUUCAUCACUUUCAUCUUUUUUGUGUUCUUUGUCCUGCUGAAUAUGUUCUUGGCAAUUAUUAAUGAUACCUACUCUGAAGUGAAAGCUGAUUAUUCAAUAGGCAGAAGGCCGGAUUUUGAACUUGGUAAAAUGAUUAAACAGAGUUACAAAAAUGUUCUCGAGAAAUUUAGACUGAAGAAAGCUCGAAAAGAUGAAGACAAGAAAACCAAAGGCAGCGGAGAUUUGGCUGAACAAGCCAGAAGAGAAGGCUUUGACGAAAAUGAGAUUCAAAAGGCAGAGCAGAUGAAAAAAUGGAAAGAGAGGCUUGAGAAAAAGUAUUAUUCCACAGAAAUUCAAGAUGACUACCAGCCUGUCACUCAAGAAGAAUUUCGAGAACUCUUUUUAUAUGCUGUGGAGCUGGAGAAGGAAUUACACUACAUCAAUUUGAAGCUAAAUCAAGUGAUGAGAAAGGUUUCAGCUCUCUAGUACUGAGACAAGUGGAGGUAAGAAUCUGUGAUGCAAUCACUGAGCAUUUCUUAUUCAUGUAUUACUUCAUAAACUUGUACGCGUUUCAGGCACACUUUAAAAAGUACUAACCAAUCUAUCAAACUAUCCUCAGGGUCAGAAUUAAGUGCCUCUGACAGGGACUCACUGUACAAUCCAUGCAUAUUAUGACAAGCCUCCAGUAUACACACACUGGUACAAAGGAUUUAUAAUGAGGUUUCUUAUCAAAUUCUAGAAAAGUGAAAGAAAAAUACAAGAAAAUGCUUCUAGUUCAUGGGGCAGGUCUCCAGUAGUUCAGUAAGUAGAUAAAGACAGUUUUUUCCAAGUCACAGAGUAGAAAAACUAUUGGUGCUAUCAAGUGCAUCAUGUACAUGUUAUGAAUUCCUUUGGCCACAGAUGAAUCAAUAAAGGCUUAGGAUUCUGGGAAACCAUUAUAUAAGACCAAAGUAACCUCCAAAAUGCCAGCCACACACAACUCUCCAACCCUCCAAAUAAGGCUGUUACAGCAACCUCAUUUACACUUUCCAAACAUAACUUCUUAUGACACUGAUACGCCUACCCUGCUCUGCAUUUUAUUUUGGGGAAACCUUAAAUGCAUUACACCUUAGAAAUGGUCUAGGUAAGUUUCCAGUUUGAAGAUGUUAGUGAAAUUUCUGUAGGUGGCUGAGGAGUUUGUUCUACACUUUGGCAUUUUGGAAACUGGAGAGAAAUUCUUCUAAUUUUUCUAGGCUAUGUAAGCCCCCCUACAAUAGCCACAUGUUCUCUCAGCCCAAGCAAUAUCAUUUGACCUUAGCACUCAACUUCCACACUGGUGCUCAAUAGUCCCUGAAUUUUAAAACUCGAAUAUAAAGACAUUUUUAGAUUACUACUCACCUUCCUCAGGACAAGCUCUUCUCUUAAGAGACCGUACAUCAAAUGUUCUUAAUGGGAUAAUUCAUUGUAACAAGAAAUGCUAACUGUUCUAUCUGCGGCUUCUCCCUAGAUUUGCACAAGGGAAUGAAUAACAUGGCCCUUCCCUGCCUUACCAUUUCCCAGAGUUGUAACCAGCCAAAUAGUUUAGUGACCCUGUUGUUCCCUACCACAGCCCCCAGGUGGGAUCAUUUAAACAAAGCCUAAGGGUGACGGAACACUUGGGGACUUUUUUUUUAAGCCCAAUGGAAAAACAAACAUACAUUUACAAUGACUUAGAACUUUCGAGUUCUUUUAUUACAAAAGUCUGUACAAUGAAGUGCCAGACACAGCAAUGCAAUUAUACUGGUGGACAUAUAUAUAUCUAUAUAUUAUUUGUAUAUAGAUAUACAGUUUUUAUUUGUACCAAAGUAAAACUAUCACCAACUGCCUAAUUCUACCAGCUACUGGUCAACUAUGACACACAAUACUGUCACAGAGCAUAAGUGCUGCCAUGCCACUUUUACAUAUUCUACUCACAGCCAAACAUUAACAUUGAAUAACAUCAUGAAGCAGCUGUUAAUUCUAAAAUGAAACCAGUCAGGCCACUGACUUAUAAAAAUAUGGUACUCAUAUAGAUUUAGCAUUAUAAAGAAGGAAUAUAUUAUUUAAAACAUUUAAAUAGUGCAUAUGGACAUUUUUGCAUGUGGUAUAUAAAAUAAAACAUUCAUAUAAAAUACACAGUGCACACAAAAUUAGAUGUUUGGAUACACUCCUAUCUGGAGACUGAAGGAAAUUAUCUGAAAUGUACACUGCAUGACGAAUUCAAAUAAAAAUGAUACAUCUUUUGGCAUUUUCAAUUUCACUUUUCUAGGUAUACAUUAUGAAUAACCUAGUUGUAUCAAAAGGAAACCACACAAAAAGGGCAGGAUUUAGUGCUUUUCUUUAUUCCCCAACUACACAUUCACGACUGGGUUUUCCCUCACCCCUCCCCCCGCCCCCAAAAAAGGCAUUGCACACACGGGUGAAAUGUGAAGUACUAGAACUGCUAUUUAUUAUCAAACUACUUCAUGUGCUUACUAUGUAAUAGUGCCAGAAGUCUGAGGUUCAUGCUUCCCUCACCUUAUUAAAGGAUGUUGCAAAAUUCCAUUUUUAUAUGGAACAAAUUGUUUAUAUUAGCUAGUUAAGAAAACCAUGCAUGAGUCAUUGCAUGCAAAACAUGGGUAUAGUCAAAGUGAGACAGUCAUCAAUCCAAAAAAGCACCA